Molecule: messenger RNA, 3114 nt
Organism: Plasmodium vivax (malaria parasite P. vivax)
Lineage: Eukaryota; Apicomplexa; Aconoidasida; Haemosporida; Plasmodiidae
Exons: 1
Coding region: 1-3114 (1037 amino acids)
Source: RefSeq, a predicted model, not a curated record
AUGCCGCUGAACAGGCCGCUAAACAGGCCGCCGAUCGAACCGCCGACCGAGCCGCUAACCGGGCCGCUAACCGAACUGCUGCAAAAGUGGGAGGCCCAAAAGAUAAACCUACGCAACGUGUGCCUCUGCCUCCACCACCUGAAAAAAAAUGCACUCCAAAAAUGGGGCGAUCGAAGGGACUUUCUCCUGAGCAGCAUCGAUGAGGUGGCGAUUAGCAAAGUUGUGGGUCUACUGGAGGUGAACCAAAGCGGAAGCGUAAGAAGUAGCACAAAGGACAAGUACUUCUUCCUAGCAUUUGUAACGUUCGUCUUUAACGCAGAAAAUGAGCUCUUAAGGAGGAACUGCCACAUGGCCAAAGAGGUAGAGGAAAACUACUUCAAAGCGCACAGUCAAAAAUCCGGAGGUGGAAAAAAAAACAAAGGCAAAAGAACCGAUGAGGAAUUACAAAAGGGGGGCCUACAAAAGAACACAGAGGAUGAUGAGAAGCACUUGUUGGACCAACCGUUGGGGAAUGACCAAAUGGGAAAGACAAAGGACCAACCGCUCCACCCCAACAACCUGUUCGACCAGUUUGACGUACUCAUAAAAAGGGCAAUCGAUCUGGAGGUAAACCACCCCCCCGGGGAGGUGAACAAAUUGCUAUAUUGUAAAAUAUACGUAUUUUACGUUUUCUUAAAAUUUAUUUUUACCCUUACAAAAGACUGCCCCCAAAUUAGCAAGUACUAUUUGAAGCGUGUGAGGAAUAUCCUACACACCCUGAUGAGCAUUCAGUUGGGAUCCCUGCAGCAGAGCGAAUACCUUGUCCACCUCGCAAACGUCACUCUGCUCCUCAUUGUACAUACGAAUUUCCCCGCCGUGAAAGAGUGCGAAAGGGAGUUUUUAAACUUUUUAAUUAUGCAGCUAAACAGGAGGAAGUACUCCCUGCAGACCAUUAAACAGAUCUUAGUUACCUAUUUGAACAAAAAAAAAAACAUCCUUUUAAACGACGAAAUUUAUCAAAAGUUAGAGAGUCAUUCCAGUGAUAAUAUAAACUUAUUUUUAAAAUAUGGGAGAAAAGAAAAUUUAUUUUUUUUCUUCAACCUGUUGUUCCUUUUUAAUGGUUUACUACAUGCCCGGGUUAGUAACUCGAACCAGAACGUCUUCUUUAUAAAGCCUGUAGAAUGCGUCAACAUAAAUGUAAGCAUUAAGGAGAUUCUGGGCAACGUGCAGAAAGUGCUCAACUACUUGGGAACCCUAUCAAGGGAUUAUUUGGCCAACAAAAAAAUGGACUUAUCUCUCACCGGGGGGGCGGCCUACAUCUACUGUAAGGAUGAACCACCACAUGGUGAUUUCACCAUUGAAGAGGUCCUAAAAGGGGAGGAAGUAAUGGGGAAGGACCCACACGAAAUGUUCCAGGGGGGUUCCCUCCAUGGGGAGAAAAAUGUGCAUCCAACCAACCUCUUCACCUACAUAAUCGACAGCGUGUUUUCCUUUUUUCGGGGCCUCAUAAAAGCACAAGACGCAGAAUCGAUAAGCAUGAACCUAAACCACAUGGUGAAUUUUUUAAAAAUAUUUUUCAUUCAUAAUAACGAAAAUGAUUUAUUUUUAAUAAAUUUCGUUGGAACGAAUUUUACUACUUAUUGUAGAGAACUGCUGGAGAAGUGCCCGUCUGCGCUGGACGAACUGGUCAGCCACAUGAUGUGCCUCUUUAGGGUUGCAAAGACGUUGACCCAAAGUUCGGUUCGCAGAGGGGCAGCGGGAGGGUCAGCGGGAAAAUUAAUGAACAUUCUGAGCAGCAUAGGGGAAGUUCAACGUGGGGGAAGUUACCCAAAUGGAGAAAGUGACCAAAGCGGGAAAGGAAUACUCCCCGAGGAAAGCAUCAUCCACAGACUGUACAAUAACGCUGUCCAUACCCUCUCCGUUUUUCUGAAAAAUGUAGAGACGUACUCAAAUGAACAUGUUAAAGAGAAGAUCUUUAUGCACUAUGAGCACUUCCUAUUUUGCACCCUCGAUAGCGAAACGAAUGCCAAUUUUGAUCUGAUUUUUCGAAACAGCACUUCCCUCUACUUAACGUUAAAGCUCCUUUUCACUUUGCUGAAGCUACACAAAUUUGACUUUGAAAAUGUGCAUAACUUUUUUUUUAAGUUGAUCAAAGUGGAGACGGAGCUCCCCACAGCCAGUCAACAGGGGGCCUCCUUUUUUUUUAAAAAUGGCCUACACAGUAACGCUGCAUUGGUGCAAAAAAUCAAGACAUUCAUUUUGACCAAUUUGGAUUUAAUUUCGCGCGGCACGGGGGGGACCAAAGUGGAAAAGGUGGAGCGCCUGGAAAGGUUGGAAAAAUCGGAUGUAUUGAGACGGGCAGAUAUUUUAUCCCAUUUUGAACGCCCCAUCAUGGGCAGCAAUCCUAGGGAGGAACUCCAACCAGACCUCAAAGAGAGCCGAAGCGCUUCGCAGAUGAACGACGAGGUGAGUACCACCCACAAGGGAACGAAAAAAAACAAGAGGGCGCUCGAAAAGACGAAACUGAAAGGCGAAAGCGACGAAACAUCGGAAAACGCACACGCGGAAGAAGAUACGUCGUCCAGCUCCAUCAACACAGACGAACCGGAUGAACAUUUUGAAGAGGACAGAACGCAGCGGCGAAAAAAAGGCAACGCCUUCGUCAGUCAAACGGGACAGUAUAAGAUUAAAAAAAAAAAAAAAAAAAAAAUUAAGCGUGAGGAGCGCGCCGCGUCCAGUGUGCAGCCUGAGAAGGCGAACUCGAGUUUGAAAAAGGAGCGGCGUUCGGAGCGUUCGGAGCGUGCCGACGUGGAUGAGGAACGAGUUGACGCAGGGGGGGGGGACCACGCCGCGGAGGGGGCAGGCAAAAAAAACAAAAAAACGCCACAAAAAAGGCAGCAGGACGGGCAGCAGGACGGGCAGCAGGACGGGCAGCAGGACGGGCAGCAGGACGAGCAGCAGGGCGGGCAACAGGACGAGCAGCAGGGCGAGCCGCUCGAAACGAACCGCAGCAGCCACGCGGAGGGCGGGCCCGCAAAUUUAAAAGAGCUUGCAGGUAACGUAAAAAUGGUGUCGUCCUCCGAUGCCACGAAUUCCCUGCAGUACAUGAAGCAGUCCAUCCUAAAUGACUUAUAA